Messenger RNA from Penicillium robsamsonii, 990 nucleotides. RefSeq lists its product as uncharacterized. Lineage: Eukaryota; Fungi; Ascomycota; Eurotiomycetes; Eurotiales; Aspergillaceae. The record is from RefSeq and is a predicted model, not a curated record. The transcript has a single exon. Bases 1 to 990 code for a protein of 329 amino acids.
AUGAAGAUCUAUAGGCAUUGCGUUCCGUUCGCCGUCUCUCUUUUCCUGGUGACCCCAAUUUUCGGACAGGAAACUCUCAAUGCUACGGAUGACACAGGCGCCGUCCUUGUUGGCAUCGCACAAGGCGGAACAACCCUGUGUACGUCAGAUGACAUUGCCAAGAUGGACGUGAGCGGUUGUACAUGCCCAUCAACUUUCUCACCGUCACCCAAGGACCUGGUGUGCGUUACACCAUCGGGACAGUGUCCUAUCAACUGCAAUCCUCCACCCCCCGCGUCCCCCGUGAUACCUCGAGCCGAGCUCUCUCGAUGUUACUCGGGCUGUGUGAACGCCAAUUCCGAAUGCAACGGCUGCUACAUCUGGUUUUCCAGUCUGUGCAGGUGCAUUCGCGACUUCCAAUCUGGAACACAGACAACUUGCAUCGCCAGCCCUUCAAUUGGCGUUGGCCCACCUCAACCCAAUCACUCCCCUUCGUGGGUCGUCCUCGGUGGUGGGGACUUGAUUACAACUACGGAUUUGAUACCAGGGAUUUUGCAAUUGAGUUCUGCUGCUGACAUGGACGGAGGAUUUCGGCUUGGUCAGGAUACACUCAGAAACAGGGGGAUUAGGGAUACAGGAACACUUGCAAUAAAUAGUGUCUCCACGCGCUCCGAGGAGCAGGCUCAUAUUCAUGUCUGUGAUCAUCCUGGCAGUACUGUGCGUAGUAUUCUUGAUACACUGCAGCGGGAUAAUUUUAAGACGACAUCGUCGGUCGACCUGUCCGCUCUUCCUAGGCCCAGUGCUGCUAUGUCCUGUCGGGCAUCGCCUAACAAAGAUGAGGACAUCAACAUGGGCCGUGAUAUUUUUGAGUGGCUGAAGCAGUAUUUUGGCACGAUGACCUGUGUUCAAUAUGAUGUCGGUGCUGGAGUUAUCACUGAUAGUAAUGGUCACUCUUGGGCUUGUAUUACUACUGGUCAUAGAGCUGCUGAGAGUAUGUUUUGUAGUGAUUGA